Molecule: messenger RNA, 1273 nt
Organism: Xylaria bambusicola
Lineage: Eukaryota; Fungi; Ascomycota; Sordariomycetes; Xylariales; Xylariaceae
Exons: 1
Coding region: 110-1252 (380 amino acids)
Source: RefSeq, a predicted model, not a curated record
CGCGUGUACCACGGGCGAAAAUAUCAACUUCAAUGAUUGUUGAUCUACCUAGUUCUGUUCGGCGAGCUCCGUGUCCGUCAAAGUGCAAGCCGGCCCAACACCUAAAGCUAUGAAUCAAAUCGAAGAACCCGAGGAAAUCGAGUACCAAAUGGCAGGAUCUACACUAUCUUGGACAACAUUCGCCAAUGGCACCACAUCAGUACCCAUUACCUCAACAGCUUCAUCUACGAGCCCCGAUAUAUCCUCACUUCUAGCCUUAUCCCCACCCUCACUGACGACCCCUAUCAACCCAGCAGUUUUUCCACCGGUGUUAAUCACCGUGACGCCUUUCACGAGUAAACCAUUCAGUUCAUAUUCCUCUACACCUACCCUGUCACUGGAAAGCUCACCAGGUCUGCCAAUCGCGGCCAUAUCGAGCUCGUCUGGAUCGUCCUUCUUCACGGAAGCGUCUGUAUCCAGUUCACGGUCAACACUAACGGCAACCCUAUCAUCGCCACUCCCAACUAAUACUGCAACUUCUGCCCCCGUAUCAAAUAUCCCGGCUUCCCAGCUAACCAGCGAGACAACCCCGUCAUCCCCACCCGGUACUCUAGGCUUGGGUGUCACAACGAACAUAGUACCACCCGAUAGCACGGCCUCGGUCACCAUACCAAACACGUCCGCAUCCCAAAUAACGAGCGACCCGUCCCCCAGCCAGACAGCAUUUUCCAGCGGAACUCAACCUAUCCCAUUCGAUACACCAUCACAGACCUCGUCAAUAACCAUCAUCAACCCCAGCAUUCCCUCCGCAAAUCCAACAAACCCAGCCACUCCGCCCCCCACCUCGAAGACGCAGCAGCCUCCACUACUCGUGAUCCUCGCCAUCGUCAUCUCCACCGUCAUCUUCCUGCUCCUCGCCACGAUCAUCAUCCGGAAAAUCGCCGUACACAAGCGGCGACGGCGUCGGCGGGAGUUCUUCCAGGUAGAGACGGCGCAGGAUAUUACGGCCCCGCCUCGAGGCGGCUCCACUCACUCGGUGUAUCAAAGCAUGUCCCGCGGCGGUGUCGUGAGUGUUGUGACUGGGGGCGAGGAGUGGCGGUGGUCGAGGGAUCACGUGGCGAGGCCGAUGGCGAUGUGGGAGGAGGAUAGGACUGAUGCCCGAUGGGGCAUGGAGCGGGGAGAUAGUACCUCGAACAUGAGACUUGGGAUAAUGGGCGGUGGUGUCAGGGGUUAUCACGAUGUGGAUAGAGAUGGGAUUGGGACGGCGUUAUAGUGACCAUUGUCAGGAUUUCGU